GAACAUUUGGAAAUGAAAUGUGUUUCGUCUCCCACUGCUUUAGAUGUACCAUAUUUACAAAUUCUUUCACACACUGGUAAUCAAUUACCAGGAAACACAAUUAGAAACACAGUCUCUAACACGAUGAGGAAGGCCAUUGGAUAACAUUAUAUAUCUAUGAUGUGGCAGAAGUGACUGUAGGGUCCAUUAUAUAUCUUCCAAAAUGAACAUUAGGCACACUCUGACUAGGAAAGGAGGGAGGAUACACACAGGAAAUAUCUCCUCUAAUAGCACUGCACGAAAACCCUAAUUUCCGUGUUUCAAGGGACUAAGUGUCUUACAAAUGUACACACCUGUAAAAUUUUCUGUGUCCUGGCUGUGUACAUGACUGUCUUGGUUCGUUGUGUAAUGUCCUUGAUAUUUUCUUACAUACCUGGACUUGCGCUUGCACAGGAAUUUCUAGGACCCUUACACCACACGUGUAGGGAAAGUAGGCUGUACUGACUGUGCAGUUUUGUGACAGAAGUGACUGAUGAUUGUAUAGUCAACAAGUGACUGUAAUGACUGUGGCUAUGUAAUAACAGUGUGUUUUUGUUUUUCUACUUUGGUUAUCAUGUGACAGAAGUGACUGUAAUGACAAUGUGGCUAUUUGGUGACAGAAGUGACUAAUGACUGUGGCUGUUUUGUGACAGAAGUGAAAAUAAUGACUCCAUGUGUGGCUAUUUUGAGACAGAAGUGACUGUGAUGACUGUGAUUAUUUUAUGACAGAAAUGUCUGUAGUUAUGAUGUGACAGAAGUGACUGUGUAAUGACUGACUGUAUGUGUUGUUAUUAAAGGCCAUGGAGAGGGCAAGCAGUGCUAUACAUGGACCAUUUUACAUCACCACCCUGCUUGAACCUAAACACCCAGAUAUAAAGGAAUCCAAUGGACAGAUUUGUGGAGGAGGUGUCUCUCUCUAUUACUCCCAUGCACUGCAGCUGCUGUUCUUCUCCUACACACAAGGGAAAAACUUCAUUUCUCCACUGAAGAAAAUCGUGACCGAGCUGAGUCCUGUCUUUCCAGUGACGCUGCGAAGUUCAAAUGGUGCAGGAAAAGGAACCAGUCCAUCUCUGUGCCAGUGGAGUGAAGUGCUGAACCAUCCUGGGCUGAUCUGCUGUCUAACUCAGACUGCGGGUACUCCAGUGGUUAUCAUGGUCAAACCAGACUCCAUCUUGAUUCAAGAAAUCAAAACUGUUCCUGCAAAGUCCAAG
This is a messenger RNA of Branchiostoma floridae (Florida lancelet), 1229 nucleotides long. Its product is annotated as E3 ubiquitin-protein ligase UBR4-like. Lineage: Eukaryota; Metazoa; Chordata; Leptocardii; Amphioxiformes; Branchiostomatidae. The record is from RefSeq and is a predicted model, not a curated record.